Molecule: messenger RNA, 2129 nt
Organism: Lobosporangium transversale
Lineage: Eukaryota; Fungi; Mortierellomycota; Mortierellomycetes; Mortierellales; Mortierellaceae
Exons: 5
Coding region: 73-1875 (600 amino acids)
Biological process (GO): regulation of transcription by RNA polymerase II
Cellular component (GO): nucleus
Molecular function (GO): protein binding; double-stranded DNA binding; transcription coregulator activity
Source: RefSeq, a predicted model, not a curated record
CCCAAUUGCUCAAUUCCUCCUGGUGCACUGCUGCUUUCCUUUCUUUCUCGCGUAGGAAGCGAUAUCUAUGCCAUGAGCACUACAGGAAUGGUAGAUGAGAACGAUCCAAUGUCCAAUUAUUCUUUAGAGGCGCGUAUCCUCCAAAAGAAAGACCAGCUCGAAGAACUCUCUGCUACAGGCACAGUCAUCUCCACACCUAUUGUUGAAGAAGUACGCACUGGUCAACAGUUCUUGAUCAAGCUACAUCUCUCUCGAAAAGGACCUAAUCAAAGCCUAAGAUACCCAUCUCUGCGUGUUGGUCGCCGAGAGGCCAUUAACGCAGCAGGCGAGCCUAGAUUUGAAGCCGAACCAUUGACGCUUGAAAUCGGUAUCCGUUUAGCCAAGAGCGGUUCAGUCAGGAAAGGAGCUUGUGCUAAGUGCUGUCAUAAGUAUGGGCCUUCAUCACCAAUUCUUGUCCUCCUGGAUCAACUCUCACCUUCUGUUACUGAUCCAGCGGCAUAUGCGCAUGUGGAUACAACUACUGGAUCUAUCACUAUGUUGGCCAAAGUCAUCUGUUCCUCAACUGACCAUGGUGAACGUGGUAAUAAGGACCGGUAUAUCUUUGAUUUCAGGCUAAAGCGCACAAGCUCCAUGUCUACCACAAUAGCUACCAGCUCCUCGGCCUCACCAGCGCCAUCCGAUGCAACAGAUGAAGAUGGGGAAAUCCUCUCCACUUUCUUCACUCAUCCCAUUAUGUGCUCGGGGCAUCACAAGGCCAAACGCACCGCUUACCCACAUCAACGACCCUCCAAGGUUACUAAAGCAGGUCCAACCCCAAAGAUAAAAACCAUCAAGCGACACAAAAGUGCACCCAAUAUUGCAUGGCCACCACAAGGGGCGCUAAUCGACGCGGAGAACGUUGACAAUCUCAACCUCAAUGGACCUAUAGGUAGUAACAAUGGAUUCCCAUCCACUAUCAAUUAUCUACCUGAGCAUCUAUCCCAGCUUCCGUUAGUGAGUGCUUACACGGACCCCACUAACGGAGAGCCUCGUGCCAAUAUCAAUAACCAAUCACUUACCUCUCAGUCCGCGUCUGAAAUGGAACAGCAUCCCAUAUCUCAGCACCCUCGAAUCUUGGAAGUUCGGCCAGAUAAUGGACCCAUCCGUAAAAGGACAGAUGUGGUGCUCAGAGGGCUAUUCUUCCGCGAGGGCAUGGUUCCUUACUUUGGUGUAUUUCCUGCUCAAGAUAUCAUUGUUGAGACCUCUGGCUUGAUUAUCUGUAAAGUCCCCGAAAGCUCAAUGCCAGGAACUGUGCCAAUUACCAUCGUAGAUAGCAUGAAUAACAGCUAUGGGGACCUAGGACAGUUCACCUACACAGAUGACGGUGAGACUGAGCUAUUAAUACUUCAAUUACAACUCCGACUGGCACACCGUGCGCUGGAGUAUCUACAUACACAAGCUACUGGUCAGAAGGGCAAUGUCGAUGAGAUUAUGAGGAGUAUUCCUGGAUUAUCAAACGCACCUCGGUCCAAUGGUGCCUUGAUGAUGGACUCUUCAGAGCCAUUACUCUCGCUAAGCGAGGUAGAAGACAGUAUUUUGGAGAUAUUGAAUCACAUUCCAAAAGAUAUGGAUAUCUCCAUUCAGUUAGAAGACGGAAGUAAUCUAUUGCAUCUCGCGAUUCUCAUGGGACUCCACCGCUUGGCCAUCCGCCUCAUCGAGGAAGGCUGCGAUAUUGAGAGCCAGGAUGAUUAUGGCAUGACUCCGCUCAUGUAUGCCGUAUUCAAAGGAAACGAACUCAUUGCCAGAAGCCUCAUCCUGGAGCAACGACAUCGGGCGCACGAACCCCCGAAGAGUUUUAUGAAAGCUUACCCCGUGAGGUUGAGCCAACACCGAUGAUGUUGCGCUUCCUAUCUGUUAGUUGCCCUCGUCACUCGGGAGCGCAGUCCAUCUUUGCUAUGGACAUAAUGGAGGAAGGAGAAGACGAAGAAGAGAGCGAGGAAUGGACUAACUCUAUUAAUUUGGAUGGUAGUCAAAGUCAAGAGUUUGUCUAUUCAUCAUCCCUGCGCCCUGUGGCAGUAAAUACUUCCGAGCUUAGAGUUGCAGCUGAUGAGCGUCACUUCCCGUCUUCACAAAACCCUGAAAGAGACUUG